Messenger RNA from Zootermopsis nevadensis, 1622 nucleotides. The record is from RefSeq and is a predicted model, not a curated record. NCBI's taxonomy places the organism in Eukaryota, Metazoa, Arthropoda, Insecta, Blattodea, Termopsidae.
GCUGCCGCUGAUUUCCUGAGCCAAAUCAAUGAGUCUUUGAAGAACUUUCCAAAUUCAGCGACUAAUGCGGGCGGUCGUGAUAUUUAUCAUCAUGAAGAAAGAUUGGUUUUGUCUGAUCAGGAAGCUCCAUUGUACGUCGCUCCCAAGAUCGAGUCUCUUUCUCCGCAGCCUGCCCCCUCUCCGUCCUCUGAUCCGAGAGGAAACUCUUCUCACUGCGGAGAAGAGAAAGAUAAAUUGAACAGUUCAAAAGGAACGGAUUUGAAGAAGGAAGUAGAACAGACUGCCCAGGGUGAUGAAGAGUCUGUCCAGAUAGAAGUUGAUCGUGUAAUGAAGGAAUUAAUUGAACUGCAAGGACAUUUUAAUGCGGAGAAAAACUCUGAUCCUGUUGAUUCAGAAUAUUCCUCCACAAGAACAAAAUUCCCCCCCACUACUAAAACAAACUGUAGUUCCAUAUCAGUGACAGUGAGUGCGCCAUGCAGGACACAGCAGUCAAAAUCUAGCAAGCAGUGUGCUGAGAGUUCGGCACCACUCUUGGGAAGACGCCCUUCGACUGGAAGUACAGACGCGGCUAAGAUGAGCUAUGGUUUUCAAGAUGAAUUUCAAAAACAUCUCUUUCAGGAAACAAUGAAUAAGCAGGACCCUGAGGUUCCAAACAGUUACAAGAUGGCAAGGAGCAAAGCUCCCGUGGCACACUCUCAGGCGAACCACACGACCGUGCACAGUUCCAUUACCAACAGACAUAAUCAGAAUUCUUCCCUGGAAGGAUGUGCGCCUGGCCCAAAUUCGAGACAUUGCAGUAAUCCAAAUUCCGCUGCACAUUAUCCAAAAGUAAUGAGUGUAAAUAUGGAAUCGUACACUGGACCUCCAUACCUGAGUAGAAUGUCGACUUCUCUCAAUUCAAUUUUACAAGACAUCACGUCUAAUGCUCACACACCUCAAUCAGAUUGUCUAAGGGCCAUUCACCGCUGUCGUACUUUCGCAAGAAAACCCCGAAAAGGGGUCACUUCGGUCAAGCUGACCGUAGACGACGAAUGAAUGAAGGUACCAGCCAACAUUCCCCCCCGUAUUAACUCAACUGCCAGAAUGUUUGGACCUUGUUGGCCAAGCACCAAGCCAUCGUAGAAGAUUUGCAAAUGGCGUGUACAUGUUUAUGUGAAUAUCCAGAGGAAAGUGCCAAUAUAGUAUGUAGUAACUGAACAGCGGAAUUGUCGUAGGGCAACAAAGUAAGUGAAGGUAGCGUAUUGUGUGAUUUUGUAUGUACAGGUAUGUAAAGAAUGAAUUAACAAAUUGAUAAUAGAACAUUAUAGUGAAUGACUGUUACCAGAACUUUUUUGACAGUGUCUUGGCCUUUGUACUGAUUCUAACAGACGUGGCAGCAUUAUACAAUUAUGUUUGAUUUAAUUUUUGUAAAUUUAUGAAUUCCAUGUUGAUUGCUUUUUAUCUUGGAAAGUUCUUUUUGUAUAGUAUUUUUCAAUGUGAUUUAUCAGUUGAAAAGUUUGUUGCAGAUUAUGGAGUGAUUAUGAAAUAAGUUAACUAUAGACUUUUUAAAUCAAGGCAGUUAUAUUUAUACCUAAAUUAAAACUGUCCUUAUGUAUAUUUACAAUAAAAUGUGAAGUGAUUAA